Messenger RNA from Cladocopium goreaui, 478 nucleotides. The record is from the annotation of a GenBank genome assembly. NCBI's taxonomy places the organism in Eukaryota, Dinophyceae, Suessiales, Symbiodiniaceae.
CCAGGUGAGUUUUUUCCGCGGUGCAUUGAUUUUCGUUUCACCUGUAGCGUGCCAAAAGCGCCCGCUUUUUGUCAUCGGGUGCCAUGGGGAACAACUGUUGCGCUACCAGCGACGCGGAGGGCGGUGAGGUGACGGUGAACAAGAGUGUCAAGGUCUCGGACAUGGUCGAAUCGCUACAUUCCUCAGUGGCGUCGGCCGAUCAAUCCUUGAUUGAAAAGCUGGAAGGCACUGUGUGGGUGCGAAAAUCUGAUGGCAAUCCCAUGGCCCGCAUCGAGAGGGCUCAAGUCAUUUGGGACGAGUCCUUCAAAUCUGCCAACAGUUCACUGAGUUCCAAUGGCACCAACGUUUUGGUCAUGAACAUCAGAGACAAGGAGAAAUCCUACAGCUUCUCAGGCGAAGUGAACCUGAGUGCAGUGCCCAUGACCAUCAUCUGGUCCGACGGGGAUUUGUGGGUGAAGAAGUAGAGGCGAAAAAUGGG